Molecule: messenger RNA, 6085 nt
Organism: Esox lucius (northern pike)
Lineage: Eukaryota; Metazoa; Chordata; Actinopteri; Esociformes; Esocidae
Gene: kifc3
Product: kinesin family member C3
Exons: 21
Coding region: 1359-4607 (1082 amino acids)
Biological process (GO): microtubule-based movement
Molecular function (GO): microtubule motor activity; ATP binding; microtubule binding
Source: RefSeq, a predicted model, not a curated record
GGGGAGCGACAGUGAGAGUGAAUGGAGUAAUUGGUCACUCCUCUUUCUCCGGGGACUAUCAGUAUGCCACCUGAUGAUCAGUUGAGAAGGGCGUUUGACUGAGUUGUAAAGAGACGGAAAAAUCACCUUGAAUUAAAGAUUUUCCUUGUGAGAACAUUUGGGUCCAGAAAGACGGGUCACUACCCCAUCUUCUCUUAUCAAGAAGAGCCAAAGAAAAAUAUUUUCCCUUUGGAUCUGUUGAUAAUUUAUCAAGACUCAGCUUUAAGGGUCAGGGUUAUAAUGUGAACCAGAUAAUCAGCGAGAUGGAGCAGGAGGGCAUCGACAGCAGAGUCAUUCCUACAUUACGGAAAGUGUGGUUGAGUAUGUUUAGUAUGUAUGUUUGUGUGUAAAUGUUUUGGGCUGUGUCAUUCUGUUAAAUGUAUGUUAUUGUCUAGUUAUUUAGCUCAUUUUAGUUCCGUUACUUUGACUGACUUCUGCAAGUGCGCAUGUGUGUUUGUGAGGUGUAUGGGUGUCAGACUGAGGUGGUUGUCUAAAGUUACCUGGAAAUACUUAGCCAGUCUGCUCCUGGAGGUUUGGGUUACCUGAGUUCCACUGGCUGGCAGCUGGGCAGCCAUUGCGACAGGGCAACAAAAGGACAGGCUCCAAAACCUUAUCAGAGUUUUGAGAAACUGCAAAAGGCGUUGUGAUAGGCGUGCGUCUAAGAUUGUAGUUUUGUGGAAGUAGUGGGUGGGGCUAGAAAGAGGUACAGGUGAGAUAUAAAAGCAUGUGCGUGUCUUCUGGACAUCUCAUCUGUCUGCGGUCCUGACCAGGGAUUAUGAGAACACUGAUGAGCUUUAGAGUGUACUGCCAUUGUCCAGGAGAUCAAAACACUCACAUGCCGAAUGAUGAGUGACUCCCCACUGCUGCCUCUUUGUCCUUUCAAAGAUGGCUGGGGUUGUUUUGUAGUUUUAUUACCCCCCCCCACCCCCCAAAAAAAGACUGGAUAUUUAUUGAUUGUGUUUUGAACUUUUCUGAGAAGAUGAAGAAUAAACAAAUAUUCUGCUGUAUGGAUUGUACGAUACCUGCUAUACAGUACCGGAUAUUGCUUUAAAAAUGUUGCCUUUGGGGACUGUCUUGUCAUCAGUCGAAUGAUCAGGGCAAGGACUCGGACCACAGAAGGGACGCCUGGAACUCUGACAACCAUUCACGCCCAGAUAUAAGCAAGAAUGGAACCCCUCCUUCGUAACAGCUUUUAAGAGCUCAAAACAACCUAUGUAACUUCAUAUUCCUGUCCUCUUUAUACACCGUAAACUUUAUUUUUUAGGGGGAGGGGGGGGCAAACUGAGGAUAACCAUCCACUGGUCUCCACAAGGUGGAUCAUGUACGUGCUGUGCACCCUUGUGGUGUUGACCAUCCACAGCCUCUUGAAGCGCCGACACAAAGCCCUGGAGGCCGGUGACAAAGAGGCUGGAAAAGGUGCCAAGCGGGCUGGCGACAAGGCUGCUCUGCUGGGGGAGGGAGACAGGGUGAGGGGCUCCCGGCAUGGUGGAUUUGGAGAGAGUGUGGGGCCCAGGAAGAGGGGGACGGAGAUGACAAUUGUGCUAUCUCAGGAAACUACAGAGAGGGCUCAUGCCAGAGACAGAAAAGUUGAGCUUGAAUACAGUGAAGGAUGCAGCCUGGAGAAUGUGCCGGACAACAGAAAACAAUUGCAGCCGGACCAAAGGCCUGUUGCUCUGCUCAGCCCUGCGGUCAUGUUCGGCACACGAAAGACCUGGGACCUUGGCCAUGCCCCCUGCUUGCAGGAGCUCUGGAAGAAAGACGUGUCAUUGAACGCAAGCUCUGUGGACUUCCUGAUGAGUGAUGGUGAAGAGGACGGCUCAUUCCUGUCUCUGCCCCCUGCCGCUUUUCCACAAAGAACCACUUUGAACACUGCUAACCAGUUAGAAGCCAGCCAGCACAACCACAACCAACAACUACUCAUACAGAAACUGCAAGAGAAAGUGUGUGAGUUCCAGGCCCGUCUGCGAAGUGAGGAAGCUUCUCGGCGACUGCAGCUGCAAAGGCUGCUGCAGUGCCACGAGCAGAGACAGCUGGAGACGACUGACGUCAUACACGAUCUGCAGGCAGAGCUACAUCCAGCACUGCCUAGCGGUGUAAGGGAGUUGCAGAGGUCAGCCGAGCCACAGCCACCACAGCAGCAGCACAGUGAGUGUCUCAGUCAGGAGGGGGGGCGGCUCAUCACGGCACUGCGCAAACAGGUGGAGGAGCUGGAGGAGAAGCUGCUUGUACAGACCCAGGAGGCAGAAAGACUGCGCUCUGAGCUGGGGGCGACAGACCUGGAGAAGCACCUAGAGCUGCUGGUGGUCGAGAACGAGCGGCUGAAGCAUGAGCUGAACGCAUGCAAGUCAUUGCUGCCCCAGGAGGCUCCUACACUGGCCUGCGCAGCUACUGACUGCCCCCACAGCCAGAAUGUGGAUGCCUUGCGCAGUGAGGUGUCUCGCUGGGAGGGCCAGGCCAGGCAGAGAGAGAGCAGGCUGGCAGACUUGGAGCAGCAGGUCCUGGAAAAGGGCAACUGGGCAGAGAUACUAAGCAGACAGCUGGAUGAGUCCAAGCGCUACGCAGCUGAGAUGCAGAGGCAGCUGGAAGAGUCUAAGCACCACCGGAGGGAGGUGGAGCAGCAGCUCAGUGCCCGGCUCAGAGGCUGCGAGGAGGCGCUUGCCAGACAGGCCACACGGCCCCCUCAGAUCAAGUAUGUGACUGAGAGAGUGGAGCUGGAUUCACCAGGGUCCCAGCAGGAUUUAGCUGAGGCCCAGGCCAAGAGUGCCAACCUGCAGGAGCAGCUGUCCCUGCAGAGGCAGCUUCUCCGAGAGCUGGAGGUUCAACUGCAUGAGUCCCAAAGGACCAGCACCCAGCUCCGAGCUCAGCUGUGUGCAGAUCGCGGCCGUAUAUGUGGCCUGCUCUCCAAGGCCGUCGGCAGGGGCAAUGGCGAAGUCAUUUGCAGGUUGUCCAAGAUCCUCGUGUACGAAGGGGAGAUGGAGAGGGCCCAGGGCCAGUUGGAGGCUGAGAUGCAGAACCUAGAGGACGAGAAGAACCGAGUGAUUGAGGAGGCCUUCGUAAGGGCAGAGAGUGAAAUGAAGGCUGUGCAUGAGAACCUUGCUGGUGUACGUAUGAACCUGUUGACCCUGCAGCCCGCCCUCCGCACCCUCACCUGUGACUACAACUGUCUGAAGAGGCAGGUACAGGACUUCCCUUUCAUGCUGGAGAAGGCCAUCACUGAAGCCAAGCAGGAGAUCUGCCAGGUGAUUGGCGAAGUGAGCAGUGCCAACCAGGAGCUGCUGCGCAAGUACAAGAGAGAGAUGAACCUGAGGAAGAAAUGCCACAAUGAGCUGGUGCGCCUCAAAGGCAACAUUAGGGUGUUCUGUCGGGUGCGUCCGGUGUGCCAGGGGGAGCAAGAUUCAGCGGAAAACAUGGUCAGCUUUGACCCUGAGGACGAUGCCCUUCUCUACCUCUCUAACAAGGGCAAACUGAUGACCUUCGAACUGGACAAGGUCUUCCACCCUCAGGCCACACAGGAGGAGGUAUUCCAGGAGGUACAGUCACUGGUGACAUCCUGUAUCGAUGGAUUUAAUGUUUGCAUCUUCGCCUAUGGACAGACAGGCUCAGGAAAGACCUAUACCAUGGAGGGUGUGCCUAAGGAUCCAGGCAUUAACCAGAGAGCCCUCAGACUACUGUUCUCCGAGGUGACAGAGAAAGCACCCGACUGGGACUACAAGAUCACUGUUAGCAUGGUGGAGAUCUACAACGAAACCCUACGGAACCUGUUGGGGGACAACCAGGGAGAGAAGCUAGACAUCAAGAUGAAUCCAGAUGGUAGUGGUCAACUGUAUGUUCCAGGCCUCACUAACUUUACUGUCAAAAGUCCAGAGGACAUCAAUCGGGUAUUUGAGCUGGGUCACAUGAACAGGGCCACGGCUUGCACCAAUCUAAACGAACACAGCUCCCGUUCCCAUGCGCUCCUCAUCAUCACCGUAGUGGGCUUCAAUUCUUCCACAGGGCACCGCACGCAAGGUAAGCUAAACCUGGUUGACCUGGCUGGCUCAGAGCGGAUAGCCAAGUCUGGAGCUGAGGGCAGCCGUCUGCGAGAGGCCCAGUGCAUCAACAAGUCCCUGUCGGCUUUGGGUGACGUCAUCAAUGCGCUCCGGAGCCGCCACUCCCAUGUGCCCUUUAGGAACUCCCGGCUAACCUACCUGCUGUCCGACUCACUGAGCGGGGACAGCAAGACCUUGAUGAUGGUGCAGAUAUCGCCCCUGGUCAGUAACAUGAGUGAGUCAGUUUGCUCUCUGAAGUUUGCCCAGCGGGUACGGACAAUUGAACUGGGCAACACCCCCAGGAGGCAGUGGGAGAUCUCCUCCACCUCCUCCUCUCCCACCCAUGACAGCCUUGAGCCAGACUCUCCUCCAGUGACACCGGUGCCCCUCCCCAUCUCCCGGGCUAGCAGUGCCGGCUCCACUCUCUCCUCGUCUUCCAAAACCCCUGGCGCACGACGGAGGUCUCAAUCCCAACUAACAACAGAUAGGCUGUUAGACAGAGCCAGCCCAUUUGUGGGGGACGGUGGGCAGGGCGAUUGAAACUGGCCAUCUGAGGGCUCCAAUUGAUCCAGAAUAAACCUGUCUCUGACAGCUAUUGGACUGUCUGAACUGGAGGCUGUUAACCAGCACCAUGUCCGACCAAUGAAAACAUUCAGCUUUGGGAACAAUCCGCUGUCUCUCCUGCAAUGUCAUGACCAAUAGGCGGGUGUAACUGGACUAGGAAAAUUCUGAUAAAACAAUCAAGGAGAGUGGGAAACAUCUCACACAGAAGACCUCCUGUUGCAGCAUAAUGAGACUAACCCAAUACAGUACAUUUGUUUUCCCGUCUCCUUUAUUACCACUGAUAGAUAAAUGAACUGGAUAGGUCCUGGCUAUAACAAAUACAUUUAUUCAGCCCUUCUAAUUUCUUUAGUCCUAUCUGUAGCCCUCAAAGAAACACAACACCUGACUGCAAGUUUCUAUAAGAAGUCCCCGUUAGUCUUUCUCACCUGGGUGGGAGGGGAGGGUACCUUGGAGUAACACAGCUAAAACAACUCUCAAAAAGAAACUUCAAUAUUCACAGCCCAGAACAACAAACUCACACAGCUGUAGGGCUAACCAAUCCCUUUGACGUGAUCACCCCCUAACAGUAUACACCUUCCAAUCAGUAUUACUGGAUAAACAAAAAUGCACUUUAAACAUAGCUGUUACUUUCUUGAUAUGAACCACCAUUGCAGUAUAAUUCCUCCAUUUACAUAUUAGGAUAUGCAUACACCAUUUGUGUAUGUUUGAGAUGUUUUUAAUCCCUUUUCUCCUUAUUUUCUUUACAAGAAUUCCAUACCAGUCUCCUCCACCAUUCAACCAGGGUCCUCCAGAUAUGGAGUCAGGCUACUUCUGACCAGUAGGGCACAAGCAAUAAAAGUGCGCGAAGAGAGUGGUUUACUUCCUCUGUAGGCAUUUGUGUUUCAUUUGAUUUCUCCUGGGCAAUAUAGAGCUGCCUCAGAAUGUUCCUGUUUGCGUUUGUCCUGUUUACAGAGCGUAUAAAGCUAGACUGAUUCACACUCCCAUGCUAGGACAGGAAAUGCCAUCCCUGUUUGGGGAUUCUGUUGCUUGAAUUUAGGAUCAGUUUACCAUGUCCUAACAUUAUCCAAUAGGGACACAAAACAACUAGAGACAACUUUAUCUUACUCUCUGUAUCUGACCGCAAACAGCCAAUGACUCAUGCAAUGGAAAAAAUAAGCUGUGGAAACCCCUGCAGUGGAAUGGUAAGCUAGUUAACUAUGUUUUAAAUUGCAUCCAGUGUAAAUAAAAAUGUAAUCAGCUGAUUAUGCGUCAUCGGCUAGGAAAGCGUGUUUCUUUGAUGUUUACUCGAAUACAAGGUUGUUCCCAAAAUGUCAGAGGAAUAUUUAGCAAAUGUUGCAUUGUGCUGGUUGCUUGAAAGUUAUCUCUGCUUGCCUGUGUCUUUGCUGUUGUCGCUGUAGUUUUCUACGCAGUGUUGUUUUUGUACACCCUUUUUAAUAAACUCUAAAUAAAACCAA